This is a messenger RNA of Striga hermonthica, 1101 nucleotides long. Lineage: Eukaryota; Viridiplantae; Streptophyta; Magnoliopsida; Lamiales; Orobanchaceae. The record is from the annotation of a GenBank genome assembly.
AUGGUUGCAAGAACUCCACCAAAGCAGCCGAGGAAGAAAAUGGCGGCCAUUGCCCCGCACCUCAGCCCGACUCUCCUGAGAGAAACAGUUAGAAAGGUGGAUAAAUGUAUGUCAAGAUUGCAGGAGCUUCAACACACGGUAACAGGCGGGUCGAAAGCGAUUUCGAGCCCGUUGAGAAGUUCUUACAGGACGAAUGUCCCUGCUUUCAAACAGGACUUAUCGAGGAUAAGAAAUGCUAAUAAUCCCCAGAGAUCCCCUCCCGGAAAGCUACCGCCGGUAAAAACAGAGGAUUGGCGAAGAAUGUCAUUGCCAGCAAUGCUGUUGGGCGAGACAAUGAGUGAACUCGUUCAAGCAACUCAGUUUGCAAAGAACAUUGUUCAGACAGCAACUCGUCCUAGUAAGAUCCGAAAAUCAUCGGACGACCCGAAAACUCCUCCUCUGGAGAAAAAAAAGGCAAUGCGCAACACGAAUCUCGACGACACUUGGCAGAAGAUGCAUGCUCGGAGGAAAAGAGAGAAGAAGAUGCAAACCGUGGUGUGGUCAGGGCCCGGUGGGACUUCCCCACGAGCCAAAUCCAAAAUAAACUUCAAAGAGUGUGAUAAAGAAAACUGCAGCAGUUAUGUAAUAGCAGCUAAUCGGGUUUCUCCAAAAAACAGGCCGUGGGCCCGAAAAACGGUCCUUUUUCCGAACCCUUUGUUCCAUUCGUCAUUACUUUCUUCGCCUACACGAGAAAAAGUUCCAGUGAUUGGGAGAAGUGUUCGGCAAACUCCACAUAAGUUUCUGAUCAAAAGCCCUCCUUUGAAAUCGCCAAAGAGGCUAGCAAACAAGAUCAUGAUAAUCUCGCCACUCAAGGGAAGAAAAAACGAGGAGAAUAUGGCGGUGAUGAAAGAAAUCGAGAAGAGUCGACAGAUUGCGCACAAGUUCUUGAUGCAAGGGAAAACCAAAAACGAGUCGGCUGCUGGUUUGGGCAAGAAACUUUCACCUCCACCAGCCAAGCUGCGGAGAUCAUUUUCUCCGUCGAGGCUUGCGAAAAGAAUAGUAUUGUCGCCUAUGAAGUUCAGAAGCUCUAUGCAAAAGAAUGAAAGGUCUACAAAUAUUUGA